Drosophila hydei is the source of this 3411-nucleotide messenger RNA. RefSeq names its product 3-phosphoinositide-dependent protein kinase 1 (gene Pdk1). NCBI's taxonomy places the organism in Eukaryota, Metazoa, Arthropoda, Insecta, Diptera, Drosophilidae. Gene Ontology annotation, molecular function: protein serine/threonine kinase activity; ATP binding. Bases 521 to 3265 code for a protein of 914 amino acids. Gene Ontology annotation, biological process: intracellular signal transduction; peptidyl-serine phosphorylation. The transcript has 6 exons. The record is from RefSeq and is a predicted model, not a curated record.
UUUACCGUUUGGUUGGAAGCGCGCUUCGCGAACAGCAAAAUAUAUAACAAACGGGCCAACAAAAUAAAUCGCCUGUCGGCUGUCGUUUCUGUUCUUUCUCGUUUUUUGUUUUCACUGUGUUCAACUUACACAGUCUCCUUUGGUUUUAUCUCAACGCGCGCGCCAAACUGUAAAAGGAAGCAAACUAACAACAAAAAACAAAAAUUAUUGUGUGUUUUUCUUGACUCUCCAAACAAAAAUGACUGUUAAAUGUUAACUGUAAACUCAAGCAUGAAGUAAAUGCAAUGAGCCUACAAAACAUAGCGGAACUUCAUCAAAACAAAACUAAACUGAAUUUAAAACAAAUAUAAAGUACAGAGAACACAUUACAAACAACAUUACUUUGUAACGUGCUCGGAUCUAAAUCCUCAAAAAAAAACGCAUCGUUUUGGCGUUCGUGUAGUGUGUGUGCGCGCUCUGUUUGGCUCAGGAUCGAAGCUCCUAUCCAACAGCCCACCGCAGCCCCCCGAACGGCCUACUCAUGAAAUGCAAAAGCUGGUCCAAUAAAAUCAACAAUUUUGUUGUGCGAAAACUAAAGUCCAUUAAGAUUAACGGUACACAGCAGUUACAAUCGCCAAGCAGCGCCGCGAGCAUUGCAGCCGCCGCCGCCGUUGUCGUCUCUGCCUCAAGCAGCAGCAGCUGCAGCAGCAGCAACGUUGCCGCGAACAGCAUUGAACAGCAGCAGCAGCAGCAGCAACAACUGAACACAACGGCAACAACAAUGCCGGCGAUGCCAAAAGAAAAAGCCACAACUGCCGUUUCAUUAAGUGAACAAAAUUUCUCAGCCCUUAAGCUGGUUGUUGUUGGCGCUAUGACGACAGCGACGCGACUGCAGCAACAGCAACAGCAGCAACAACUACAACAACACCACACAUGCGGCUGUGGCGCUGUCUCAGCAACAGCACCAACACCCGCCAACAAUACAGAGAACAACAACAACAACAACAAUAACAGCAGCAGCAGCGGCAAUAAUCGCUAUAGCCGCAGCAACAUGUAUCUGACAAACGGUUACAGUUCUCCGCUGGCAGCAGCUGUGGCCAGCAACAGUUCUUCAGUUGCCUCAACGCCGCAGCGCAUUAAAAUGUGUUGUCGAGAGUCGCCGUCGUAUCAACGCCAGCUACAACAACAGCAACAACAACAUCAGCAACAACAUCAGCAACAACAACAUCAGCAACAACAACAACAGCAACAACAACAACAGCAACAACAUCAGCAACAACAACAACAGCAGCAGCAGCAGCAGCAACAAGAGCAGGGAUCAAAUUCGCCUCCAAUUGCACAACAGCAGCAGCAACAACAACAGGCGCCUCCUCCUCGCCGUUCGCCAAACGAUUUCAUCUUUGGCCGUUACAUUGGCGAGGGUAGCUUCAGCAUGGUAUACCUUGCCGUGGACAUACACUCGCGUCGAGAGUAUGCAAUCAAAGUGUGUGAGAAACGUUUAAUACUGCGAGAGCACAAACAGGAUUACAUAAAAAGAGAGCGCGAAGUAAUGCAUAUGAUGACGAAUGUUCCAGGCUUCGUCAAUCUUUCGUGUACGUUCCAAGACCCGCGUUCCCUCUACUUUGUGAUGACAUACGCCCGCAAAGGCGAUCUCCUGCCCUACAUCAAUCGCGUCGGUAGCUUCGAUGCCGCCUGUACGCGCCAUUACGCAGCUGAGCUGUUGCUCGCCUGCGAACACAUGCAUCGCCGCAACGUGGUCCAUCGCGAUCUCAAGCCAGAGAAUAUACUCCUGGAUGAGGAUAUGCAUACACUGAUUGCCGACUUUGGUUCCGCCAAGGUCAUGACCCCGCGCGAACGGUUGCAGGCGUCCGAUUUGCUCGCCAGCAGCGGCACAUGCGAAGGGCAGCGACGUCGCCGCUCGGCACGUAGCUCCGAUGACGAUGAUGAGGACAGCGACGAUGAUUUGGAAGAGGAUGACCAGGACGAUAGACGUUUGUAUUACGACUACGAGGACGAUGACAAUGAGGACGAUGAGGCGACACCUGCCAAUGGCGAGGGAGUGCGCAACAAUCGUCGGCGCUACCCUGGAAUGCGAGCUCGCCGAGGUAGCUUCGUUGGAACCGCUCAGUAUGUCUCCCCGGAAGUAUUGCAAAAUGCGCCGAUUACGCCAGCCGCCGACCUGUGGGCACUCGGUUGUAUCAUCUAUCAGAUGAUAUCGGGUCUGCCGCCAUUUAGAGGCAGCAACGAUUACGUCAUCUUCAAGGAGAUCCUCGGCUGUGCUGUGGAUUUCCCGCAAGGAUUUGACAAAGAUGCCGAAGAUUUGGUUAGGCAGCUGCUGAAGAUUGAUCCACGCGAGCGUCUGGGCGCUCAGGAUGAGUUCGGCUACUAUGAAAGCAUCCGGGCGCAUCCCUUCUUCGCCGGCAUCGAUUGGCAAACGUUGCGACAACAAACACCACCUCCCAUAUACCCUUACCUGCCCGGUGUUAACCAGGACGACGCGAUAUGCACGGUCAACGGAGUCAGCUACAGUUUGCCCAUUAGUGGUGAUCUGGAACCAGGACUGGAUGAGCGACAGAUCACUCGACUGCUCAGCGCUGAAUUGGGUGUUGGCAGCAGCGCAGCAGCGCCUGCUCACAAGCCUUCUACGGCGAAAAAUUCCUUCGACUUGAGCGACGCUCAGAAGUUGCAACGGCUCGAGGCACAAAAGACUGAAAAAUGGCAUGUGUUUGCCGAGGGCGAGGUGAUCCUGAAGAGUGGCUUUGUGAAUAAGCGCAAGGGUCUGUUUGCCCGGAAGCGGAUGCUGUUAUUGACAACGGGGCCGCGGCUCAUCUAUAUUGAUCCCGUGCAGAUGAUCAAAAAAGGUGAAAUACCUUGGAGUGCGGAAUUGCGAGCAGAGAUUAAGAAUUUUAAAAUCUUCUUUGUGCAUACGCCCAAUCGCACAUACUAUCUGGACGAUCCCGAAGGCUAUGCCAUACAGUGGGUCGAGGCAAUUGAUAAUAUGUCAAAAUUAAGUUAUGGUGAUGCGACGGAUGUAACGUCUUCAACAACAGGUGGCGCUAGCGAUGCAGCUGCGGCGACAUCGACGACAGCGAGCAUCUCAUCGUUCGCCUGCUCAACGGGCGGCAGCAGCAAUAGCCUCGCCAUUGUUAAUACAAAUUCGCCUGCGUCCAAUAACAGUUCGCCGACAGCGCGGCGAAGUUCGCCAGCGCAGCGACAGCAAAUGGAAACAACAAUACCAGCAGCAGCACCAACAACAGUGAGGGGCAAAAAGACAGCGUCCAAUUGAACAGCUGAACACGUGUCGUGACUGUUGUCGUUAUUUAGAUUUAAAUGCAAAUUAAAUUCUAAUUUAGUUGAAAUUUAGUGCAAACAACAAACACCUAGAAGAAACCUAUACAUGGAAACACACAUAUAAACCCAUACACACAUACA